AAUAAGCAGUGGAGGCGCUCGCGUCAGUACCGUGAACGCUUCGAAACAAAAUCGUGUUCGGUCGAAAGUUUCUUCAAUUGUGAUUAAAAUGAUCGAGGAACACGACGAGCGCGAGACAAUAUGCGACUCGGUGAAUUCACUAGUGGAAGGCUGCCGUUUACCAGUAAGAAUGCACGGAACCGAUGAUUGGCCUCUUGCUGAAAUCAUCAGUGUUAAAGAAGUACAUGGUGUCAAGUGUUAUUAUGUUCACUAUGUAGAUUUUAAUAAACGAUUAGAUGAAUGGGUUACGGAAGAUUGUUUGGACACUAGGAAAGUCCAAUAUCCUCGGCGGGAUGGUACCACACCAGGUACUGGUGCAGCAACCCCCAAAAAACAAGCACUCAGCAGACCACCUAGUCCUAGUAGCCUUAGCAAUGAACCAGUCAAUGGUUCGGCUGUUUUACAGGCUGCGUUACAGAAGAAAAUGUCUAGAAAGAGAAAGGCAACAUUUAUAGAAAACGAAGAUUCUCAGGAUGCCCCGCCACAGACACCCGGUCCAAGGCCGACCGGUUCGUUGGUUGCUCAUCAUCACGAUGAUAUCGUUACUCGGAUGAAAAAUAUCGAACUCAUCGAAUUAGGCCGUCAUAGGAUAAGACCCUGGUAUUUCAGCCCUUAUCCACAAGAGAUGGUGAACAUAUCGUGUAUAUACAUUUGCGAGUUCUGUCUGAAAUAUAGAAAAAGUCGAAAAUGUUUAGAAAGGCAUUUAGCAAAGUGUAACUUGAGGCAUCCUCCUGGCAACGAAAUAUAUAGGAAAGGCUCGAUAUCGUUCUUCGAAAUCGACGGUCGAAAGAAUAAGAAUUACGCACAAAAUCUUUGCCUACUGGCAAAAUUAUUUUUAGAUCAUAAAACGCUUUACUACGACACGGAUCCAUUCUUGUUCUACGUAAUGACAGAUUUCGAUUGUAGAGGAUUCCACAUUGUUGGUUACUUCUCGAAAGAGAAAGAGUCGACCGAGGAUCAUAACGUAGCCUGUAUCCUAACACUGCCGCCCUAUCAAAGACGGGGUUAUGGGAAAUUAUUGAUAGAAUUCUCGUACGAACUAUCCAAGUUCGAGGGCAAAACAGGAUCACCUGAAAAACCGUUGUCCGACUUGGGAUUGCUCUCUUACAGAAGUUAUUGGGCACAUACCAUACUGGACAUACUGUUGAACAUAAAGCCAUUAGUAGAAAAUGAGAAGCCUCAGAUCACGAUAAGUGAGAUUUGCGAGCUGACGUCGAUUAAAAAAGAAGACGUGAUAUCGACGUUACAGAACUUGAAUCUCAUUAAUUACUACAAAGGACAAUAUAUUGUGACAUUGAAUAGGGAGAUUAUCGAGCAACACUCGGCCGCAAUGGAAAAGAGGCAAAUCAGAAUAGAUCCUAAGUGUCUUCAUUGGACACCAAAAGACUGGAGUGUUAGGGCAAAGUGGUGAAGUGACGUUCAAAUGUUGACAAUAAGACCACCCUAACAUUGUCUCGAAGUUGUUUUCAGGAUCCCCUAGAUGAGUGACUAAUCGUUCGAUUUAGCGACUGUACAAAAUGACUUGUACAUAAUACACAUUGACCGUAUCGGGUCUGUGUUUCUUUUAAUAAGACUGUGUGUGGAGCAACCGAGGUUAGCGAUGUUUCAUACGACGAUAAUAAGAAAUCUAUCUGUUAACUGGCUUUCCGUCUAGAGUCAGAAGCAAUGUUUUAAUAUGGUGACAGAAUUUUUUAACCGUUUCGCAUACAUCUUUGCGAAUCAGCUAUUUGUACAGAAAUAUAAAUCGGUCUUGUAGAGUUGUAAAUAAAUCUGAUUUUAUAACGUGCGUCUCAUUUCCUGAAAAAAUGAAAAAAUGUGAAACGCAAUCGAUAAUUUUGAAGUAAUACGUAAUUAUAUAUAAUUCCCCGAGGUUUCGAGUAAGAUCGUAAGAAGAAAGGUUCGUGCGUGCCCCUUUUUUAAUUCCGACACUUCCGAAAGCAAUUACCAUAUACAACAGAAGUUGUAUGCGCACAACUGUGCACACAUCACUCAACCACGUAUUAGUCGAUACUCGAACUUGCCUGAUUGUAAAUUGAGAAAUAAAGUAAAAAAAUAAAAAAGAAUUAUAUUUAAAACAAUCGGAUUCCAUUUGUUACUUAAAUGAAAUAUGAAUACUUUUUCCGGCAAUAUGUUAUCACCGGCUGUGUUUAAUUAAGUGUGAGAAAAAGUCUCGGUUAUAAAUCAUCCGUCUUGAUCCGAUUGUUCAACCAUAACGGAAAGUUACCUAUAAAGUGCGAAAUAAAAAGUAUUUUUCUCUGGAAA
Molecule: messenger RNA, 2301 nt
Organism: Ceratina calcarata
Lineage: Eukaryota; Metazoa; Arthropoda; Insecta; Hymenoptera; Apidae
Gene: Tip60
Product: Histone acetyltransferase Tip60
Exons: 5
Coding region: 89-1450 (453 amino acids)
Biological process (GO): double-strand break repair via homologous recombination; regulation of DNA-templated transcription
Cellular component (GO): NuA4 histone acetyltransferase complex
Molecular function (GO): histone H4K16 acetyltransferase activity
Source: RefSeq, a predicted model, not a curated record